Molecule: messenger RNA, 708 nt
Organism: Verticillium nonalfalfae
Lineage: Eukaryota; Fungi; Ascomycota; Sordariomycetes; Glomerellales; Plectosphaerellaceae
Exons: 2
Coding region: 1-708 (235 amino acids)
Molecular function (GO): glyoxalase III activity
Source: RefSeq, a predicted model, not a curated record
AUGACGUCCACAACCAAGCCCAAGGUUCUCGUCAUCCUGACUUCUGUCGACACCAUUCCCAAGUCUGGUAAGACCAUCGGCUGGUACCUGCCUGAGCUCGCUCACCCCUGGGAGGUCCUCCGCAACCGCGCCGAGCUGACCUACGCCUCCCCCAAGGGCGGCGUCGCACCCCUCGACCCCAUUUCCGUCGACCUCUUCUCCUCCGACCCCGUCUGCAAGGACUUCCUUGAUAACCACAAGGCUAUCUGGGAGAACACCCAGAAGCUGUCCACGUUCGCUGGACGUGCCUCCGAGUUCGACGCUGUCUUCUACCCUGGCGGCCAUGGUCCCAUGUUCGACCUCGCUUUUGACGAAGACUCGAUCGCGCUGAUCAAGGACUUUGACGCCCAGGGCAAGGUCAUCUCAGCCGUCUGCCACGGCCCCGCCGCCUUCGUCAACGCCAAGGACGCCGCCGGCGAACCCCUUCUCAAGGGCAAGACGGUCACUGCCUUCACCAACGAGGGUGAGGACAUGUUCAAGUACACCGAGGAGAUGAACUUCUCCCUCGAGGACAAGCUCAACGAGGUCAGCGGCGGCAAGUUCGUCAAGUCCGAGGAGGGCCCGAUGGGCGAGAAGGUCGUUGUCGACGGCAGGAUCAUCACCGGCCAGAACCCUGCCUCGUCCAAGGGCGUCGGUGAGGAGAUUGCCAAGGCGCUGGGUGUUUUCUAA